Echinops telfairi (small Madagascar hedgehog) is the source of this 4524-nucleotide messenger RNA. RefSeq names its product RAN binding protein 6 (gene RANBP6). Lineage: Eukaryota; Metazoa; Chordata; Mammalia; Afrosoricida; Tenrecidae. Gene Ontology annotation, molecular function: nuclear import signal receptor activity; protein binding. The record is from RefSeq and is a predicted model, not a curated record. The transcript has a single exon. Bases 1 to 3318 code for a protein of 1105 amino acids. Gene Ontology annotation, cellular component: nucleus; cytoplasm. Gene Ontology annotation, biological process: protein import into nucleus.
AUGGCGGCGACCGGGGCUGCAGGGGUGUCGGCGGCCGCGUCGGAAAAGCAAGAGUUUUACCAGCUACUGAAGAACCUGAUCAAUCCAAGCUGCAUGGUGCGGCGGCAGGCGGAGGAGAUCUAUGAAAACAUCCCGGGCCUGUGUAAGACCACGUUCCUGAUAGAUGCCGUCAGAAACAGAAGAACAGGGUUUGAGGUGAGACAAAUGGCUGCCGCACUGCUCCGACGGCUUUUGUCCUCGGGGUUUGAGGAAGUCUAUCCCAACCUACCUCCUGAAGUCCAGAGGGACGUCAAGAUUGAGCUGAUACUGGCUGUUAAGUUAGAAACACAUGCUAGCAUGAGGAAAAAACUUUGCGAUAUUUUUGCGGUGCUGGCCAGGAAUUUGAUAGACGAGGACGGCACUAACCAUUGGCCCGAAGGUCUGAAGUUCCUAAUUGACUCCAUCUACUCUAAAAAUGUGGUUCUAUGGGAAGUUGCACUUCACGUUUUCUGGCACUUUCCUGGGGUUUUUGGGACUCAAGAGCGGCACGAUUUGGAUAUCAUCAAACGGUUAUUGGACCAGUGCAUUCAAGAUCAAGAGCAUCCAGCCAUCAGGACCUUAUCUGCUCGAGCUGCAGCUGCAUUUGUGCUUGCUAAUGAGAAUAACGUUGCUCUUUGUAAAGACUUUGCAGACUUGCUGCCAGGAAUCUUACAGGCUGUGAAUGACUCUUGUUACCAGGAUGAUGAUUCUGUCCUAGAAUCCCUUGUUGAGAUUGCAGACACAGUUCCUAAGUACUUGGGCCCUUACUUAGAAGAUACUCUGCAGCUGAGUCUAAAGUUAUGCGGUGACUCUAGGCUCAGUAAUCUGCAACGUCAGCUGGCUCUGGAAGUAAUCGUGACCCUGUCUGAAACGGCAACCCCCAUGCUGAAGAAGCAUACGAAUCUUAUUGCACAGGCUGUUCCUCAUAUACUAGCGAUGAUGGUUGAUCUGCAAGAUGACGAGGACUGGGUGAAUGCUGAUGAAAUGGAAGAAGAAGAUUUUGACAGCAAUGCAGUUGCUGCUGAGAGUGCCCUAGACAGACUGGCCUGUGGGCUUGGUGGGAAAGUGGUUUUACCAAUGACCAAGGAGCACAUCAUGCAGCUGCUCCAGAGCCCUGACUGGAAAUGUCGGCAUGCUGGAUUAAUGGCCUUAUCUGCCAUCGGAGAAGGAUGCCAUCAACAAAUGGAAGCAACUCUAGAUGAAAUGGUUAAUUCUGUUUUGCAAUUUCUUCAGGAUCCUCAUCCCAGGGUGAGGGCUGCAGCCUGUACUACACUUGGACAGAUGGCCACGGAUUUUGCACCUAAUUUCCAAAAGAAAUUCCAUGAAACAGUGAUUGCAGCUCUGCUGCGCACCAUGGAAAAUCAAGGUAAUCAGCGCGUGCAAUCGCAUGCAGCUUCAGCUCUGAUUAUUUUCAUCGAAGACUGCCCCAAACCAUUGCUAGCGAUCUAUGUAGAUGGCAUGGUGAAAAAUUUACAUUCCAUCUUGGUGAUUAAACUGCAAGAGUUGAUUCGGAAUGGAACAAAGUUGGCCUUGGAACAGCUUGUAACAACAAUUGCCUCAGUUGCAGAUACAAUCGAAGAAGAAUUUGUCCCAUACUAUGAUAUAUUUAUACCCUCUCUAAAGCACAUUGUUGAGCUUGCUGUGCAAAAGGAACUCAAGCUUCUGAGAGGAAAAACUAUUGAAUGCAUCAGUCAUGUUGGUCUUGCUGUUGGGAAGGAAAAAUUUAUGCAAGAUGCAACAAAUGUGAUGCAGCUGUUGUUGAAGACACAAUCAGAUUUAAAUACCACGGAAGAUGAUGACCCUCAGGUCUCUUACAUGGUUUCAGCAUGGGCUAGAAUGUGUAAAAUUCUUGGGAAAGAUUUCCAGCAGUACCUCCCAUUGGUUAUCGAGCCUCUCAUUAAGACUGCUUCAGCCAAACCCGAUGUCACUCUCUUGGACACACAGGACGUGGAGAAUAUGAGCGAUGACGAUGGCUGGCAGUUUGUCAAUCUUGGAGACCAGCAAAGUUUUGGAAUUAAGACAUCAGGGCUUGAAGCAAAAGCAACUGCUUGCCAGAUGUUGGUGUACUAUGCUAAGGAGUUGAGGGAAGGAUUUGCGGAAUAUACAGAACAAGUUGUGAAGCUGAUGGUGCCCUUACUGAAAUUUUACUUCCAUGACAAUGUUCGAGUGGCGGCUGCAGAGUCCAUGCCUUUUCUGCUAGAAUGUGCAAAACUGAGUGGACCAGAGUAUCUUGCACAGAUGUGGCAAUUCAUCUGUGAUCCCUUAAUCAAGGCUAUUGGGACGGAACCUGAUGCAGAUGUCCUCUCAGAAAUAAUGAAUUCUUUUGCAAAGUCUAUUGAAGUCGUGGGAGAUGGGUGCCUCAGCGAUGAACACCUGGAAGAACUGGGAGGAAUAUUGAAAGCCAAGCUUGAAGGCCACUUUAAAAACCAAGAAUUGCGACAGGUCAAAAGGCAGGAAGAGAACUAUGACCAGCAGAUUGAAAUGUCUCUGCAAGACGAGGACGAAUGUGAUGUUUAUAUCCUAACCAAAGUAUCCGAUAUUUUGCACUCAUUAUUCAGUACCUACAGGGAAAAGAUUUUACCAUGGUUUGAACAGCUACUCCCAUUAAUCGUAAAUCUAAUUUGUUCAAGCAGGCCGUGGCCUGAUAGACAGUGGGGCCUGUGCAUAUUUGACGAUAUCAUAGAGCACUGCAGUCCAACCUCGUUCAAAUACGUCGAAUAUUUCCGGUGGCCAAUGCUACUAAAUAUGCGUGAUAACAACCCUGAAGUCAGGCAAGCUGCCGCGUAUGGCCUGGGCGUUAUGGCCCAGUUUGGUGGCGAUGAUUAUCGCUCUUUGUGUUCAGAAGCCGUGCCACUGCUGGUAAAAGUCAUUAAGUGCGCAAAUUCUAAAACCAAAAAAAAUGUCAUUGCAACAGAGAACUGUAUCUCAGCAAUAGGGAAGAUUUUGAGGUUUAAGCCUAACUGUAUAAAUGUAGACGAAGUUCUUCCGCACUGGUUAUCAUGGCUUCCGCUGCAUGAGGAUAAAGAGGAAGCCCUACAGACUUUGAGUUUUCUCUGUGACUUGAUUGAGAACAACCACCCAGUUGUGCUUGGCCCAAAUAAUUCCAAUCUUCCCAAAAUAAUCAGUAUAAUUGCCGAAGGAAAAAUUAACGCGACUGUUAACUAUGAAGAUCCUUGUGCCAAACGCCUAGCUAAUGUCGUCCGCCAGGCACAAACUGAUGAAGAGAUGUGGUUGGCAUGUGUAUCCCAACUUGAUGAGGAACAGCAGGCAGCCCUACAGGAGUUGCUAAAUUUUGCUUGAAGCACUUUAAUGUCACUUGACUAUCACUAUAAAAGUAACUUCAUAUAAAUGUUAGGGGUGGGGUCCAUGAUAAUUGAGAGAACUAUUUUCUCCCUGCUUUAACAGUUCAUGCUUCGUCCCCACACUUUCCCAGGACAGUCAAUGUUACAGCCGUUUGUUCAUCUUGCAUGUUUCAUCUCUUAAACAUUAGACCUUUGGUGACAACCUGUACUUCCACUGUCUUAGAUUAAUCCCCUAUCCCCUAGUUGAUAGGGAGUGUAUCCAUUUUUUGCUGUUUGAACUAGUGAUCCUGGGCAAACAAUAUAUUCAGUGUCACGGUGGCAUGCUGAAUGUUACAAGCUGCUGAGGACUCAAAGAUAAGGUAGGGGCAUGUCAGGACAACCAUCAGAAUUCUAGACAAAGAAGACUGUAGUGGCAGGUUUAUUCCUACCUGCUAACACUCCUGGCUGUCAUGAAAAUGGGAGGAUGCUGUUUGGUGAAAUGUUGCAGUGGGUGUGGGGAGUUCAUAACAUAGACUUAGAAACUGGGUGGGACAGGCCCAUAUUUUAGUCGUCAAGGUGUUAAUAACUUAAAAAUCUUAACUUGACGGUUCUCUACUUUCAUAAUUAUCCAGGAUAAUAAGAACCAUGGUUACAGAAAAGGGAAUCCAAUACAUCUAGCAUUGGUAGCAUGGAAAGUACUGAAACACAGGGUUUGACAAAUAAUACGUAAUCAGUAUGUGUGGAAGGAGUCAAGUGUUACAUGUAUGAACAGAGUAUUGUUUUGUGUAUAUGUGCUGUUUCCCACCCUGCAAAGCAGCUCAAGAAGAGAUGCCCUGGUUUGGAUGGGGUUAAAAUGUAUUACUAUUUUGAAGACUACUUAAAUAAUGUCUUUAGUAACACUGAAUUAUAUCAUGAAAGUGAAAAGAAAGGUAAUUUUAGCCCUCAACAUGGGGAAGAAAACAGUUGUGAGGGCCAUUUAGCUGUAGAUGUGCAUUAUAAAGAGAAACCUGUCCUCAAUUCUAUAAAGCUAGGGUUAAUUAUAUUCAUUGGAAUGUUGGUCUUUGAUGGUGAGCUUUUUGAAGGGUAGAAAAAAAGCUAUUUGGUAAAUCAUUGAUCCCAAAAUUAAAGAGCAAAUACUUCUAUCGUGAUUUCCUAGGGCUGUUUUAUAUGUAAAGUAUGUUGCAAAUAUUUGACCUACUAAAUGUUCAAUAAAUGGUAGCCGUUA